AUUUCUAAUGAAUUAAAUUGAAAUUUUGAUACAUAUGUUGCGAUCAUAUGUUUAAUUCAUAUCAAUCCUAGCGUUGUUGCGCAUGCGCAAUGAACCAGCUGUGUCCCGAGUCCCGUGUCCCCGAUCUGUCAGUCAGCAUUUGCGCCUCUAUGUGUGAACGUUCGAUAUAAGUGACUAUGGCAUUCGUAUUGAAAAAGGCCGGUGACGUGUUUCUGCGUUUGAGCAGCAGUCCGCGAACCAUUCGAGGCUCUAUAAAAAUAUCGCGGGUAUGCACUGCUCAUUUUUCCAUCAAAGCAGAUAUUCCACAAGUGGAAGAGGAAGCUGAAAAAUUGAAAACACCAGUAGGGAAUGGUAAAGUGUUCGAGAGCAUAGAGGAAGCUGUAUCUGAUGUACAUAAUGGAGCUAAACUUUUGGUCGGUGGAUUUGGCCUCUGUGGCAUCCCAGAGAAUCUAAUAGCAUGCAUACUAAACAAAGGCUCUAAAGAUUUAACUGUAGUUUCGAAUAAUGCUGGAGUAGAAGACUUUGGAUUAGGUAUAUUGCUGAAGGAGCACAGAAUCAAGAAGAUGAUCGCCUCAUACGUGGGUGAGAAUCCUGAAUUCGAAAGACAAUAUCUCAAUGGCCAAUUGGAAGUCGAAUUAACGCCGCAGGGCACCUUGGCAGAACGUGUGAGAGCAGGUGGUGCUGGUAUUCCAGCUUUUUAUACUCCUACAGCUUUUGGGACUAUCGUGCAAGAGGGCAACGUCAUCCUGAAGUACGACAAGGAUGGUAACGCUGAGAUCUCAGGCGAGCCGAGGAACGUGAAUCAAUUCAAUGGACGAAACUAUGUGUUAGAGACUGCUAUUACUGGCGACUUUGCGCUUGUGAAAGCGUGGAAGGCUGACACUGCAGGAAAUCUGGUCUUUCGAAAAUCCGCCAGGAACUUCAAUCCUGUGAUGUGCAAGGCAGCCAAGAUAUCGAUAGUCGAAGUGGAGGAGAUUGUGGGGAUCGGUCAAUUGGAUCCUGAUCAGAUCCAUUUGCCUGGUAUUUUUGUGGAUAGGAUCGUAAAAGGACCCUCUUACGAGAAACGAAUCGAGAAACGAUCGACAAGACAAACUAUGAAGCCCAAGAAAGUAACUCCAGCUAGUAAAGCGAGAGAUAGGAUAAUCAGACGCGCUGCCCUCGAAUUUAAAGAUGGAAUGUAUGCCAACUUGGGAAUUGGUAUACCAAUGCUUGCAAGUAACUAUAUCCCGAAAGGUGUGAAAGUGACGUUACAGUCAGAAAACGGUAUUCUUGGACUAGGUCCUGUUCCGGAGACCGAAGCCGAUGUCGAUGCUGAUCUUAUUAAUGCUGGAAAGGAAUCUGUAACAGUGCUACCUGGUGCUGCUUACUUUAGUAGUGAUGAAAGCUUUGGCAUGAUCAGAGGAGGACACAUUGAUCUGACUAUUCUUGGAGGCAUGCAAGUAUCGGAGAACGGAGAUUUGGCCAACUGGAUGAUACCAGGUAUGGUGGUAAAGGGCAUGGGUGGUGCUAUGGAUUUGGUAUCCUCACCGACCACAAAGGUAGUAAUAACUAUGGAGCACAAAGCCCGAGAUGGAAGCCCAAAAAUUUUGAAGAAUUGCACUUUGCCUGUCACAGGUCAACAAUGCGUAGAUUUAAUUAUCACAGAUCUAGGAGUAUUUGAAGUGAUUCGAGGAGAAGGAUUAAAGCUUAUCGAAAUUGCCGCUAAUAUCGAUAUCAGUGAGGUUGUGAGUUCAACAGGUUGUGAAUUUAGCGUUGCCGACGAUCUUAAAGAAAUGAGACAAGUUGAAGUUGAUGAAUCGUGAAUUGCAAAUAUGUUUCAUAAGUUAU
Molecule: messenger RNA, 1827 nt
Organism: Camponotus floridanus (Florida carpenter ant)
Lineage: Eukaryota; Metazoa; Arthropoda; Insecta; Hymenoptera; Formicidae
Gene: SCOT
Product: succinyl-CoA:3-ketoacid coenzyme A transferase 1, mitochondrial
Exons: 8
Coding region: 177-1802 (541 amino acids)
Biological process (GO): ketone body catabolic process
Cellular component (GO): mitochondrion
Molecular function (GO): succinyl-CoA:3-oxo-acid CoA-transferase activity
Source: RefSeq, a predicted model, not a curated record